AUGGCGGUGAAUAACGAAGAAGCGGUGCCGUCCCCAAUAAGUGAGGGGGAGCUGAAAAAGGUGUACUAUGAACAUUUCAUAGACGAUUUGACGGAUGAAGAACUCAUGUACAAAAAAACAGUGGAAGAUUUAUUUUAUAUUUACAAGUCUUUUGGGUUCAUUUACUCCAUUAUUAAAAAGGCAAACCUAUUGCUCAGUAAGGAGAGCUUCGACAUGUUUUUAAAAUCUCUUGUAAGCUUCAUUGACGAGCUUUUCCUGAACAACCCUAGUUUGUUUGACACACAAGGAAAUGAUGUGAAGCCAAAUUAUAUGAACAAAGAAAUAGGAGGGGCGGGUACGAAAAAGAGGAAAGGUGAAUUUGACAAGUCAUAUAUAAUUAAUAACAGUGACAAUAACUCAUUUAUGAGUAUCAUAUCGAAGACUUACAUUGAGGAAUUACUAAAGGACAUUAACAAUAUAGACCCAAACUUCAGUGAAAGCAAUGCACAGGAUUAUUUGUUCAUCACGAAAAAUAUUCUUAAAAUGAAAAAUAUUCUCGAAGUGGAACAUGUAAAAAAUAGAAUGGAUAAAUUGAAAAACAUAUUAAAUGUGGGGAAGAAUAUUUUCCAUGUAGAUGAAUUAUUAGACGAUUCAAAUGUUAGUGAUGGAAAUAAUAAUAUAAAAGUACGUGAUCAUAUAGACGAGAUGAUAGCAAAAUUGAAAACCAUUGGACCGUCUAUCGUUGCUAUUGUUUAUAAACAAAAUUUGUGGUAUAAACAGAUUGUUAAUAAGUCCGAGUAUGACAGCUUAAAUUCGAUUCUGAAUUUAGAUGUAGAUGCAGACAGCAAAUUGGUAGAAUCCACUUAUGCAGAUGUGAUUCUACUCCUUGGAAAUAAAAUGACAGAAAAUAAAGAUCUAUUGAUUGCGAAAGAGAAGCUGGAAAGACUCAAAACCAAUUACGAUGCAGAAAUGCAAAGGAAACUUCAACAAGAAAUGGAACUCUCUAAAAAAUUAGAAGACAAAAGAAAAGCUGUUCAGUUUAUAAUUGACAGAUAUAAUGAGUACACAUGGUUUGAUAAAAAUUCCCCCAAGAAACACUCCUUCUACAUAAUAGGUAUUAACCCCAGGACGACUACGGAGGAACAACUAAAAAGCUUCGGAAAGAGACUGAAACAUAUUUUGCACCCAGACAAGGAACCCGACAAGGAGUGGAAGAAAAAGGCAGAAUCUGCUUUUAAGGAGGCGUCCCUCGCUAUAUUGGGCUGCCAGCAGGAGUUCAAAACGAAGGUCCUCAAGAAUUUGGAGCCCGGCCCACCCGCACCCUACUUGGCGCUCAUCGGAAUUGAGGCGGGAAGCGAUACUAACGCAGUUGGGGGUGGUAGCGGCGGUGGGGGUGGAAGCGGCCUUGGGGGAGGUGCCGAGCAAGGAACCGCACGCCUACCGCAGUAUUACCCCACGCAGGCCUACUAUCCCAAAUUCGACCUCAAGUGCGUCGACCAAAAGAUUGGUACCAUCCUUAUUGACAUCAAGUGCCCUGUGCAACUAGGGGUGGUAAAGAAGGUGAUCCUUUACGUGCACAGACCCAUUUACGGAGCCGAGCCACUCAAUUUAAUCCCAGAGGAUUCGUUCCUUUCACACAAAAUGGAACAAAACGUCAACAUAAAAAAUUUGAACCAAUCGAUUGAAGCCAGAGUUGACUUUGUACAACCGUUAGAAAUCGCCGCCUCUACCAAGUACUACAUCGGCAUUCAGCUAAUAGCGGAGAGAGGAAACACCAUGAUCAAUUGGAACUCCAUCAACAUAACGCUCCAUAAGUUUAGUAACAAAAAUAUUAUUAAAAAGCUGCUGUCGUCAUUUAAGAAUGCCUCCUUUGUUAAUCAGGCCCAACUGAAUGUGAUCCUGUCCAACGAGAACAAGGACGAGAUGACAAAGUAUUUGAAUGAGUGCAUUGCUGCCGCGAAGAUAUGGGCGCAGACGGUGUAG
Plasmodium fragile is the source of this 1962-nucleotide messenger RNA. RefSeq lists its product as uncharacterized. The transcript has a single exon. Lineage: Eukaryota; Apicomplexa; Aconoidasida; Haemosporida; Plasmodiidae. The record is from RefSeq and is a predicted model, not a curated record. Bases 1 to 1962 code for a protein of 653 amino acids.